AUUGUCAUAGACGGUAAUGAUUCAUCCGAGGAGAAUAGAAAUUCCAAAAGACGAGAAAGAAGAGUUCAUUGAUCCCACAGUGGUAGUGCACUUUGCUCCUUCGCAGGACCACUUCAGUUUGCAAAGAUGAAUUUCAGCCAGAACUUCAUGCCGGCGCUGGAACCCACGGGAUACGAGUGCGGCGCGCGCUUGGAAUCCUUCUACAAUUGGUAUGCUCAGGUGCAUGGCUGGGCAAGUCUAUUGGUAUGCAUAUUCGGCUCAAUUGCCAAUGUACUCAAUAUCGCCGUGCUAACGCGUCGUGAGAUGCAAUCGCCUACUAACAUGAUUCUCACUGGUCUCGCCGUGGCCGAUUUACUCGUGAUGAUCGAGUACAUUCCUUACGCGAUCCAUAUGUACCUGUAUCAACGGCCCCGCAGAGAUACCUUCACUUACGGUUGGAGCAUCUUCGUCCUGUUCCAUUCUAACUUCACACAAGUAUGUCAUACAAUCUCAAUUUGCCUGACGGUGACUCUAGCAGUCUGGAGAUAUAUUGCAGUAGCAUAUCCACAGAGGAAUCGCGAAUGGUGUAGUAACAAACGCACUUCCCUAAUGAUCGCCUUCGCUUAUGUGUCCUGCCCAAUACUUUGCAUACCGCUUUAUAUCAACACCGAAGUGAGACCGCAAAUGGAAAUAUUGGAUGAACGGGGAAUGAGCGUCAAUCUAACAAAACUCCAGCAGACGACCAACAGCACAGUCGUGUCUCUCGAAGGCAUGACUAACACCACCCUAUAUUUUGUGAAACUCACCGAGUCUCCAAUGAGCAAUGUUCUCAAGGACAUCAACGUUUGGAUCUAUAGCGUGGUAAUCAAACUGAUACCAUGUGUGGCAUUAACGGGAUUGAGUAUUAAACUAGUCAAGGUAUUGUUGGAGGCAAAACAGAGGCGAAAGAAACUUACUACGAAAAACAUAGCAAUCAAGAUGGGCAACGGCAAGGAGCACGCCUGCGAGAAAUCCAAGAAGAGAAGAAAGGGCAACGAUAAAGAAAGACAGACUGACAGGACUACGAUGAUGUUGUUAGCGGUGCUCCUGUUAUUCCUCUUCACGGAGAUGCCACAGGGCAUUUUAGGAUUACUCAGUGUUAUACUGGGCCCGAGUUUCUUCAACACGUGCUACGUGAUGUUAGGUGACGUGAUAGAUAUUCUGACACUUAUAAACUCGGCUAUCAACUUCAUCCUGUAUUGCGCCAUGAGUCGACAAUUCCGCACAACCUUCAAUCAGUUGUUCUGCAAGCGAUGGCGAUUAAUCGGCAGGUGGAUGGCAGUGCCGCAUCAACCGAUGGAGAACAACGGGCAUACCGGGACCAAUCACACGGUGACCCAGGUCACUCAAGUCUAGCGUCGAAGAAAUCGACGAACCUUUUGCUAUCCGGUAUAAAAAGCUCACUGAUUAACUUCCUUUUAGACACGUGUAUUGCAAGUCCACAAGAAUAGAAAGAGGAUAUUUUCUCCGCGAUUCUCCAUCCGCCGACAAUGGCGGCAAGUAAAGAAAGGUGAAAUUUAUUUGCUCGCUACUGCCACCGGUCUUAAUUGCAUCGUCGUUGCAAACUUUACAAUGCCCGCGGCGUCUUCGAGCGCCGGCUUCGCCAUUCAGGACA
Trachymyrmex septentrionalis is the source of this 1633-nucleotide messenger RNA. Its product is annotated as sex peptide receptor-like. The transcript is spliced from 2 exons. Gene Ontology annotation, cellular component: membrane. Gene Ontology annotation, molecular function: G protein-coupled receptor activity. The coding region runs from base 127 to 1374 and encodes 415 amino acids. The record is from RefSeq and is a predicted model, not a curated record. Gene Ontology annotation, biological process: G protein-coupled receptor signaling pathway. NCBI's taxonomy places the organism in Eukaryota, Metazoa, Arthropoda, Insecta, Hymenoptera, Formicidae.